UCCCGUGUCUGGCUUCCGGUUCGCCGCAACCACCUCCGCCGCGCGCCUCCUCCGCCACCGCGGACUCAGGCAGCUUUCUCGCCAGAGUCCUUGAACUCUUGCUUUCUCUUUAAUCCGCUGCAUCGGAUCACCGGCGUGCCCCGUCAUGUCAGACGCGGCCGUGGACACCAGCUCCGAGAUCACCACCAAAGACUUAAAGGAGAAGAAGGAAGUUGUGGAGAAGGCAGAGAAUGGAAGAGACGCGCCUGCUGAUGGGAACGCUAAUGAGGAAAAUGGGGAGCAGGAGGCCGACAAUGAGGUAGAUGAAGAAGAGGAAGGGGGGGAGGAAGAGGAGGAGGAGGAGGAAGGCGAUGGUGAGGAAGAGGACAGAGACGAAGACGAGGAGGCCGAGGCAGCUACGGGCAAACGGGCAGCUGAAGACGAUGAGGAUGACGAUGUCGAUACCAAGAAGCAGAAGACCGAUGAGGAUGACUAGACAGCAAAAAAGGAAAAGUUAAACUUAACAAAAAAAAAAAAAAAAAAAAGGCCACCGUGACCUAUUCACCCUCCACUUCCCGUCUCAGAAUCUAAACGUGGUCACCUUCGAGUAGAGAGUCCCGCCCGCCUGCCCAACGCGGGCAGCGCCACCCGCAGAUGACACACGCUCUCCGCCACCCAGCCAAAACCACAACGUGAAUUUGCAACAGGGGAGGAAAAAAGAACCAAAACUUCCAAGGCCCUGCUUUUUUUCUUAAAAGUACUUUAAAAAGGAAAAUUUGUUUGUAGUUUUUAUUUACAUUUUAUAUUUUUGUACAUAUUGUUAGGGGUCAGCCAUUUUUAAUGAUCUCGGAUGACCAAAGCAGCCUUUGGAGCGUUCUCUGUCCUACUUCUGACUUUACUUGUGGUGUGAUCAUGUUCAUUAUAAUCUCAAAGGAGAAAAAAAACCUUGUAAAAAAAAAAGCAAAAACAACAACAAAAAAACAAUCUUACUCCGAGCAUUCCAGUAACUUUUUUUGUGUAUGUGCUUAGCUGUACUGUAAGUAGUUGGUUUGUAUGAGAUGGUUAAAAAGGCCAAAGAUAAAAGGUUUCUUUCUUUCCUUUUUUGUCUAUGAAGUUGCUGUUUAUUUUUUUUGGCCUGUUUGAUGUAUGUGUGAAACAAUGUUGUCCAACAAUAAACCGGAAUUUUAUUUUGCUGAGUUGUU
Messenger RNA from Zalophus californianus (California sea lion), 1181 nucleotides. RefSeq names its product prothymosin alpha-like. The record is from RefSeq and is a predicted model, not a curated record. The coding region runs from base 146 to 475 and encodes 109 amino acids. Gene Ontology annotation, cellular component: nucleus. Gene Ontology annotation, biological process: positive regulation of transcription by RNA polymerase II; negative regulation of apoptotic process. Gene Ontology annotation, molecular function: histone binding. Lineage: Eukaryota; Metazoa; Chordata; Mammalia; Carnivora; Otariidae. The transcript has 2 exons.